UAUUCAGGAUAUGUAUGCCGUUACAAUUCAAGACUUAGGCCAAGUGUGUCCGAAUGGCAGCAUUAUAUCAACCAACCAUCGAACACCUGUUAACCAUAAUAUUUAUCAUUUAAAUAUAAAAAUUACCAGUGAUGGCAGAGAUAUAGAAAUUGAUUGGGAACAACCCAGUUGCUACCAAGAAUAUUACAUAUUGAUAGAGGUUAAUUUCCAUCCAGACUGGAUACUGAACGAUGCUCAAAGGAGAUGUUUACAUGUUACAGUUACCCGUUUGUCAAAUGAAUGGUUGUACGGCAAAAGCAGACGUAUCAAUUUGAAAUGUCUCGCUGUAAGAUCAAGAAAUAUUGGGACAUUGACAAUUAUCAACAAUAGACAUGUUCAUGACAACAACUGCGGAAAGAAAAGUUCAGUGUCGGAAGCUACUACAUUUGAUCUUGGUUGUCGAAUAAACCAGACAUCUAUUACAGUCGAUAGCUGUUUAACAAUGGAAUUUUGGAAAUUAAGCCGCCAUUUUGAUUUCAAAAGAAGUGAGAUAAUGGUGUAUUGGGAGAACAUCUGCAUGCAUGUAUUUGAUGCCUCUCUAACUGUCCGUUAUAGUGACCCG
Molecule: messenger RNA, 601 nt
Organism: Ruditapes philippinarum (Manila clam)
Lineage: Eukaryota; Metazoa; Mollusca; Bivalvia; Venerida; Veneridae
Source: RefSeq, a predicted model, not a curated record